This is a messenger RNA of Fomitopsis serialis, 1749 nucleotides long. RefSeq lists its product as uncharacterized. Lineage: Eukaryota; Fungi; Basidiomycota; Agaricomycetes; Polyporales; Fomitopsidaceae. Bases 274 to 1623 code for a protein of 449 amino acids. The record is from RefSeq and is a predicted model, not a curated record. The transcript has 7 exons.
UAUUUGGAUAGAUGUGUAGGAGGCAGGUAUUCGGCCCUAGCUCCUGCACUCCGCUACAGACACCGUCCAUGAUGGUCGAGGCUAUGUUGUUUGCGGGGUUGACGGCGGUUGUCCCAUGCUUCGACGGGGGCUGCGCACGCUGAUAAGAAUCAGUGCUACAUAGUGCUCCUCACUGAGUCCGGACAUGCAUUCUGACAUAACAGGUGUACUCAGGAGUUGGCUUCAUGCUGCAGAUCUUCUUUAGAAGGCGAUACCAAUAAACUCUCGCUGACAAUGGGCCGUCGAAAUGCCUCGUGGUGUGCGGAAAUGAGUCUCCGUGCUUCGGCAACGUGUUCGGUGCGAUAUGGCGAAAGGCACGAUAUAAGACAAGGGAGCCACGGCCUCAACGGGGACCUGACAGGUCGCAACAACGACCCAGUAGUAACCUCGCUGCGAGGGAAAUUGGAACGCGCAUGCGAGAGACUUUCGAAGGACCUAUACAAUAGCCAGAGUCAUUUCAUCUUGGAAUUCGUCCAGAAUGCCGACGACAACCAUUACAAGCCCGGAGUGGACCCGACCUUACACCUGCGCCUCAGCGACAGUGAAGUGAUCAUCAAGUGCAACGAGAAGGGGUUCGACAAGGACAACGUAAAGGCGAUAUGUGACAUCGGUGCGAGUACGAAAGCGAGACAGAAGAAAGUUGACGGCUACAUAGGCGAAAAGGGGAUAGGAUUCAAGGCCGUCUUCGCCGUAGCUCAACGAGUCCGUGUUGCGUCAGGCGACUUCACAUUCCGAUUCGAUCGAGAUGGGCCGCUGGGUAUGAUUAAUCCUAUCUGGGAUGCGUCGUACCCUAGCGUUCCUGGCUGGACGACCUUCCGUCUGACCAUGACACAAGCGGUGGCCCGGAGCGAUCUGAAGGAGCAGAUUAAGGGCAUCCAGUCCUCGUUAUUGCUGUUUCUCCGCAAGCUACGUGCGAUCGACAUCGACGUAGCCAUGGGUCAACACUCGACGAUUUCAGUCCGUCGCAUUGACGAACCGAAUGAUGUCAUCAGACUCGAGCGUCACGAAAACAGCACCUGUGUAUCGAAAUGUAGAUACAUCGUGUCGAAGCAAACUGUCAAGGCGUACGCGCACGAAGAGAAGAGGGAAGGUAUCGAGCAGAGCGAGAUCGUUCUGGCAUUCCCUAUCGACGGCGACGGUCGCCCUGCAAUCGGCAAACAGGACGUGCAUGCCUUCCUGCCUGUGGCUACGUAUGGGUUGAAUUUCGUCGUUCAGGCAGACUUCUUGACGUCCUCCAGCAGAGAAGAUAUCAUCGCGGACUCGCAAUGGAAUCGUGUGCUACUACAAGGCGUUACGGACACGUUCCUUGCCGCUAUAGAGCGUUUUCGACAGCACCACAUCCUUCGAGACUGCUGGAUGCGAUACAUCCCCAGGAAUGCUCGAGUGCCUUUCAGCGCGGUCGAGGAUUCCAUCGUCAAGGCCCUUCGCUCGCGGCCUAUCUUGCGCGACAUUUUUGAUCGGUAUCAGCUACCGACGACACUCAUCACCAUCCCUAGCCACUUCCGGCUCCCCCGCGGCGGGGAUCCCCUCAUCGGUACUUCGGACUUACCAUCGUCCCCAUCUUUGUCAGUUAAAUCGGAUUAAAAAUGGUACUUAAAAGUACCUUAGGUCAGAUUAACUAGGUACACUAAUGUACUUCCUAAUCCGUGAUCCACUAUUGAUCCACACUACAUCCAUACUUAAUCCAAUUCUAAGCUACUUAAUCCAAUU